ACAAUCAUAAUAACAAAUGCACUUCUUCAAAUAUUGUGAAGUUUUUCAUGCCAUGAGAAUGGAAGUGGAAGUGAGAUCUGCAUCCCUUAUCUUCAUCUUCCCAUUGAUUUUAGGUCUUUUGAUUCAAUCCUCUGGUUACUCAAAGGUUGAAUUAGAAGAUGAAGAUGAAGCUGAAGCGUUGCUGAACUGGAAAGCCAGGCUAACACACCACACUUUGGGUUCUUGGCUUCUCGAAACCAACAACUCGACCUGUCAUUGCAGCUGGAUUGGGAUCAAAUGCAACGAUGGCGGCAGUGUAAUUGAGUUGAACAUCUCAAAUUUCAGUUUGAAAGGUACUCUAAAUCAAUUGAAUUUCUUCGCGUUGCCUAGUUUGACCCAUCUCGAUCUCAGCUAUAACAAUCUUGAAGGAAAAAUCCCGAGCAGUAUCGGCUCACUAUCAAACCUCAGUUUCUUGGAUUUGGGACAAAAUUACUUCACAGGAUCAGUGCCUGAGGAGAUUGGCAAUCUCACCGAGCUUCACUUCGUUUCUCUGCGGCGGAACUUCCUCACGGGCUCCCUACCUUAUCAGUUGGGUCUUCUACAAAAGGUACAAUACUUGGAACUUGGUAAAAACCACUUGAACUUUGCUGACUCGUCGAGAUUUCCAGGCAUGGAGUCUCUUGUUCACCUCUCCCUGUAUGCCAACUCCUUAAAAGAUUUCCCAAUGUUUGUUUUCCAAAGCAAAAAAUUGGCAUACCUGGAUUUGUCACAAAAUGCAUUAACUGGUGCAAUCCCAAUUCAAAUGGUUUCCAGUCUAAAAAACCUACAGUUCCUCAACCUGAGUAAGAAUUCAUUUCAAGGGCCCAUUCCAACUGAACUUCAAAAUCUAAAAAGCCUUCUAGAACUUCAACUUCAUGAGAACAACCUCACAGGUUCUAUUCCUCAUGAGAUCGGCCUCAUUUUAGGCCUCCGAAAACUUUCCCUAGGUGUAAACCCAUUACUUGGUGGAUCCAUCCCUAGAUCACUUGGGCAACUUCGGGCUCUUGAAGAACUCAACCUCCGCAAAUGUGGAUUGAACUCUAGCAUCCCAGCACACUUAUUUACCUAUUGGACUAAUCUCACUUUUUUGGACCUCAGUAAUAACUUUCUCAUAGGAUCAAUCCCCUCUGAAAUCAGCCUUCUCAAAAAGCUUGAGCAUUUGGACCUUUAUAAUAACAUGCUUGUUGGUUGGGUCCCCACCUCAAUUGGAAAUCUUUUCAUGCUCGAAUAUUUAGACCUAUCCAAUAACCAUCUCACCGGAUCCCUCCCUUCCUCCAUUGGAAACCUUCCCGUGCUAAGGUAUUUAUACCUAUCUGAUAACUCUUUCAUGGGAUUGCUUCCUCCAGAGACAUGGAACAUUGGGACCUUGAAGUACUUGGUUUUGAGUUCAAAUAGAUUUCAAGGCCCUUUAAUAGCCAAAGGCCUUGAAGUUUUCUACAGCUAUGGUAACUUUUCUGGGAAUGCUACGGUAGAUUUGGGACAAAGACAAACAAUGGACGGUUCUUCGACUGAUCUACGCCGACAGAUUUGUGAAGGCAUGAAAUUAGUGCCAAGAUUCUUGGAACAUUGUAUCAGCACAGUGACAAUUCGAGUGGAAACUGAGAGUAAAUGCCAUGCUAAUGUCAAGCUUCCUAAUUUGCAAGUCUUAGAUGUCUCGAACAAUCAAUUUUCUGAUUGUAUUCCAGAGAACAUAGGAGAAGUCAUGCCGAUACUGUUCUACUUGCGUGCUUCGAAUAACAGUAUUUCUGGAACAAUUCCCACCUCCAUGGGAGACAUGAGAGGCUUGCACGUUCUAGAUCUUUCUAAAAAUAAAUUCAUGGGUCAUAUUCCUGCCACCUUGGGAAAUUUGAAUGUUCUGAAAUCUUUGUUCCUGGGACGGAAUACAUUAUCAGGCGUGAUCUCAUCAUCGUUAAGAAGGUGCACCAGUCUAGAGCUUUUGGAUCUCAGUGAAAAUCAAUUCUCAGGGUAUAUCCCAUCAUGGAUCGGCACAAGUCUCACCUCUCUUCGUGCAAUUUGUGUAAGAUCUAACAAGCUUGAAGGGACAAUUCCUAAGACUAUGUCAAGUCUAUACUCUCUUCAAGUUUUGGAUUUAGCAGAAAAUUACUUCUCGGGUGAUAUCCCCGACAUUUUCAGAAACUACACAGCAAUGACAAUUACAGAGAAGAUGUCUUACAAUAACUAUGAUGGCUUCGACUAUCCAAGAAUUGAUAUAGUGGCAAAAGGGGCAUUGAGAGAUUACACCGAAUUUCUUUUUCUUGUAAUUUGCAUAGAUCUUUCAAGCAAUAAUCUCUCAGGAUUGAUUCCCGAAUCACUGAUGAAGCUGAUUGGCUUGCGUGUGUUGAACUUAUCCAGCAACCACUUGAUUGGGGAGAUACCUCUGAAUAUUAAUAGAUUGAGAGAGUUAGAGUCAAUGGAUUUAUCAGAAAAUCGCUUCUCCGGUGGCAUUCCUAUGAGCAUGUCAGCUAUGGCAUCUUUGGGAGUUUUGAACUUGUCCUACAACAAAUUUUCAGGACCAAUUCCCUAUGCUGGCCAUAUGACUACAUUCGAGGCUCCUACAUAUUAUGGAAACCAAGAUCUUUGUGGUCCUCCUCUUUCUAAAGAGUGUGAUGGUGAUGACAAAGAUCCAGUAUUAAAUGUUGAUGUGCAUUUGAGAAGUAGUUUGCUGGAGUUUCCGCCGUUUUGGAUGGGCAUGAGCUUGGGGUUUGGGAUGGGAUUUGGAGGCUUGUUCUCAGCUCUAGCCAUUAAAAGGAAAUGGAGAAGUGCAUUCCUCAUGGUCAUGGACCUCAUAGCUGAGACUUUGAUCACAAAAUUGCAACGUUUGUUUGGAAGAAGAAGGCAUCAAUUAAUUUAUAAAACCAUUUGAUGAAGAUUAGAGCGCGAAGAUACAAAUAAUAACUGUACUGGGCGAGAAAUUGUAUUGCGUGCUUGUUUGUUUGGAGAUGUAACAGCCUCGGUGUUCCAUUAUGCUUUGACAAGUUUGAUAUGUGACAGACAUCAUACGCCAGAGGGCAUGGGCUGGAGGGGGCAGGGAAAGCCACAAAAGAUCAAUAUGGAACCAGUAUUAUCUUGAAGACGAACUUGAAGAUACCUUAUUUUAAUUGGUAUUUUAGAAGUUGUCGACAAAAAGUCUUAAAACUAUUGAACUGUGUUUUCUAGAAAUCAUAUUAUUUUUGUUUUUUUUUUUUGAGUAAUGUAGUGAGGUUAUAUUUGUAAUUAAUGGAAAAUUAUGGAACUAAUACAUGGUUAGUAGUUAUUGCUUUGAGGGUAGUUAUUUUCGUAAAUUUGUUUGUAAAAACCUCUAUUUAAAGAAAUGUAUGUAAUGGUAA
This is a messenger RNA of Amborella trichopoda, 3344 nucleotides long. RefSeq lists its product as uncharacterized. The record is from RefSeq and is a predicted model, not a curated record. NCBI's taxonomy places the organism in Eukaryota, Viridiplantae, Streptophyta, Magnoliopsida, Amborellales, Amborellaceae. Gene Ontology annotation, molecular function: protein binding.